Molecule: messenger RNA, 1291 nt
Organism: Bipolaris zeicola 26-R-13
Lineage: Eukaryota; Fungi; Ascomycota; Dothideomycetes; Pleosporales; Pleosporaceae
Exons: 1
Molecular function (GO): metal ion binding
Source: RefSeq, a predicted model, not a curated record
GUAUUACGUGCCUGGACUUGAGCCUAGUCAAGCAUCAUGUGAAUCUGCUCAGCCGAAGAUCCCCAGGCCGUCCCGCUACUUCAAGAACAGCUGUUGCAAGUAUGGCUCAGCAUGCAAAUUCUCCCAUGAUCUGCCUUCCACAAAUGGAAAUAAGACACAUAAUUCUAAAGGACGAUCACGCCAACCUGAGGAGACUCCUGAGCAACAACAAGCUAGAGUGGAUUACAAUGCAUGGCGCCGACUCAUCAAAGUUACACCUAUUAGAAACGAUAAGAGAACAAUGGAACAGCUUUGGAGUAGUGGCCUUGCCAUCUUGAGUGGCGACAAUCUAGAAUGGCAGCAAAUGUUGCCACGCGAUUUGGACAGCGACGACUAUCGAGGCCGGGAACAUAUCAAGGCCUUGCUGGAGCUGCAAUCAAGCCCAGGAAAAGAGCAGGAACUCGUUCUUAUCGUGUGUUCGUUUCUCUCUGUCAUCACUCAUCGGGCUUUCUUGGACUGCCUCUCCGUUGAUACCUCUGUCGGAGCACUCUACAAUUUCGUGAGUGGCACAAAUGGAAACCGCGCUAUUCCUUUCUUCCAACAUCUUUCUCAAACACUCGUAGAGUCCCACCUCACAUCCGCCAACUCUUCAAAAAUGAUUCAGAAUACUUUGCAGACCAUGCCAGUUGCACUUCGAGAACUUGUUAGAAGAGAGCCUCGCGCUCGAUUCAACGAAAACAUCACGUCUUUACUCGAUUUGAUGGAAGAAGCGACUAAAGUAAUCGUUGGAGAUACCCGGGAUUUGAUCAUGCCGAUCACGCUAGGUCGGAUCAAUGAGAUACGAGCUGUUGUCGCACGAACAAAUGGACUCCUUGCGCAAGAAGAAAAUAAUGUGCAUGCAGAAACGGUCACCAAGUCGACAUAUCCUCGCAAUCUGGUAAUGCCACAAGAUCGUCACGACAACGACAAGCCUGAUAUUGUUAAUAUCAAGAUCUUUCCAACUUCUGAGGAAAUCAUGAGCGAUGCAAUCGACUUUUUGCCAUCGACCAAUCUCGACCAGCCUCACUUCCUUCAAGACAAGGUUGAGAGACAUAUUGACACAUUCUUUCAUCUUCUUCGUCACGAUACUUUCGGAGAACUGAAAACGGCUCUAAGAUUGUUCUUGCACACUAUACAAAACGAUCCGGCUUGUAUCAACAAUCCAAAGCUCAGUCUUGGAGAUUUUCGGGCUUUCCACUACCCGGAUGCAUACAUCAGCUAUAUCUCAUUCGACCGUCGUCAUGGUCUCGAAAUAAGUAUAUCAUUCAAAUAA